AUUUAAAAUUUAUUUCCUGAAAUGUUGUUUUUUUUCAGAGCUAUGAUCCAGGAAUGGACAGCAUCGCUUUACAGUCUGAGAAGAAGCGAAACUUGUCGCCAUUUCAAGAGAUACCUCAGCCAUGUGAGAUUGACAGCGAUGCCUUGUGUGCCAGGCCCAGACACCCGAGAUGUAACGUCACAUACCCAGCCUCGGACAGUGCAGAAGACAGUGUUUGUAAAGUCAGAGUGGACUGCCAGGCUUCCUGCUCUGCCAGAUGUUUCGCUGUGCGCAUGGCUAUUCCCGGAGGCCUCAUCAGACCGUCUACCAUCUUUAAUUUUAGUAUAAGCACUUUUGAUACCAACGGGACAGAACGAUUCUCUAGAGCCUGGGAAAACAAAUCACAGAUGUUCUCUGCCAUCAAAGUCGCACAGAUCCUCAGCAGUCGAAGGUACGCGAAGUUUCUGGUUAGUUCUGCCUUUGAUUGUUCCAACUUGUUAGUGUGCCAGCCGUCUAACGAAGCCAUGCAACAGUUAUAGACAGAGUAAAAAAAAAAAAAAAAGGCAAAUAUGAUUGUAAACAUUUGUAGAGUUUUAACAAUGUAGGAUUAGUAUUGUUAUUUUAUUAUUAUUUUAUUAUGAUUAUUAUUGUUAUUGUUAUUACUCUAUUAUAAAACAAGGCCUAAUGGUCGUUCUCUAGCGUUGCGCGGAUUGGGAGAAAGAAAAAUGAAUUGUAGUUGCCUUAAAUGUAUCUACGCUUGCACACGUUGAUGAUGUGGCAGGUCUGCUGACGUCACAAAUGAGAUACAGAAACUUUAGUAUAUUUAUUUUUUGCUUAUUAUUUAUUGUUUUUAUUGCUAUUAUUAUUAUAAAUGUUGUAAUAAGGAUUUUGUUAAAAAUUGUAAUACAAAUAAUAAAAUAAGUUUUAAUUAUUAAAUC
This is a messenger RNA of Biomphalaria glabrata, 917 nucleotides long. RefSeq lists its product as uncharacterized. The record is from RefSeq and is a predicted model, not a curated record. Lineage: Eukaryota; Metazoa; Mollusca; Gastropoda; Planorbidae. Bases 54 to 518 code for a protein of 154 amino acids. The transcript has 4 exons.